Messenger RNA from Erigeron canadensis, 2473 nucleotides. Its product is annotated as WD repeat-containing protein 44-like. The coding region runs from base 107 to 2203 and encodes 698 amino acids. NCBI's taxonomy places the organism in Eukaryota, Viridiplantae, Streptophyta, Magnoliopsida, Asterales, Asteraceae. The record is from RefSeq and is a predicted model, not a curated record. Gene Ontology annotation, molecular function: protein binding. The transcript is spliced from 8 exons.
AGAAAACUGUUUGCAUAACUGACUAAUACUUUUACACACACUCAAGUUUCAAUUUUGGCAAAUAAUUCAUGCACACCCAGAUAUUGAAAAAGUGAAACUUUGAGGGAUGGAAAUAAGUGAGAUUGAAGAUGGGUAUUUUGAUGCACAUGAAGUGUUUGAUAAAUUGUCUGACUCAGAAGAUGAUGAUUCAUCUGAUGAGAGUUUGUGUUCCACUUCUGGUGUGAAAUAUGAUUAUUGGAUUGGGAAUCUUGAUGAUAGUGUUGAUGAAAGGAGAAAUAGGUUUAUGAAAUCUGUUGGGUUGGGUUCUAAAGGGGUUGUUAAAGAUGAAGAAAUCGAGCCCGAAAAGGGUUGUUUUCGUGACGAUUUUGUUGAGAAAGUUAAAGAGGAUAAUAAACAAGAGGUGUUGGUGAAAGAAAGUUCGGAUUUUGAUGAUGGGGUUUUGAUUAGACAGCCUUCUUUGUCUUGUUGGUCGAAUACGGGGUUUGAAUUACAACAACCAUCUGGUUUUGUUAACAAGAAUGUAACAUUUGUUCGACAUGGUGAAGAAGACGAUUUAUCAGUGAAACAAUCAUUCGAAUUUGGUUCAUCUUCAUCAUCACGAAAAGACAAUGAAAUUGGGACUUUGUUGGAUAGAAGAAAAAAAGUGAAAAAGGGUUGGUUAAAGAAACUAAAUGUUAUAGCACAUAGAAUCACUGAUCAUCAUCUCCAUCAUCAUAAUCAAUACGAACCAAUGAUGUUUUUGGAUGGUGUCAAUUGUACUAAAACGGUUAAUGUGCAUAUAAACAAGAAGAAAUCCAAAGAGUUAUCAUCUGUUUAUACAACACAAGACUUUCCGGCCCAUAAUGGUUCCAUUUCGGUGUUGAAGUUUAGUCAUGAUGGACGAUAUUUGGCUAGUGCCGGUGAUGAUUGUAUUGUACGAAUUUGGGAGAUCACUGAACAUCAUGAAGAUCCAAGUAAAUAUGAAAUUCAAGGAAAUGAUCCAUCUAAGUUAUACUUUUCAACGAAUCAUCUUUCUGAGUUAGCACCUAUCAACGUAGAUAAGGAGAAAAACCGAAAGAUUAAGAAACCGUCAGAAUUGACUUGUGUUAUUUUACCACCUAAAGUAUUUCGGAUAUUGGAGAAGCCUGUGCACGAGUUCCAUGGUCAUGGUGGUGAAAUCUUGUCCCUUUCCUGGUCAAAGAAAGGGUAUCUUUUAUCGUCAUCGGUUGAUAAAACUGUAAGAUUGUGGCAAAUUGGGCAUCAUGAGUGCAUCAAAGUUUUUACUCACAACAACUAUGUGACAUCUGUAGAAUUUAAUCCUGUGGAUGAAAACUAUUUCAUUAGCGGUUCAAUUGAUGGAAAGGUACGCAUUUGGGAAGUCAGUGGCUGUCAAGUUAUAGAAUGGAUUGAUAAUCGAGAAAUUGUGACUGCAGUAUCCUAUUAUCCAAAUGGAAAGGGAUGCAUUGUGGGAACAUUAGAUGGAAACUGCAGUCUUUAUGAUAUCAUAGAUAAACGGUUGCAACUCGAUACUCAUAUAUGUAUAAUGUCCAAAAAGAAGUGGCCAAGACGAAUAACUGGCUUUCAGUUCUGCCCAACCGACUCAAGGAAAGUUAUAGUUUCCUCUGCUGAUUCACAAGUCAGGGUUCUUUGUGGCGUCAACGUUGUUGGAAAAUUUAAGGGAAACCGAUGUUCAGGAGGGCAGAUGUCGGCAUCUUUUACUUCUGAUGGAAAACAUAUUGUAUCGGCUGGUGAUGACUCAAACAUAUACAUGUGGAACCACGCUACAUCAGAUAAGCUCUACUCAAAAGCCAAAAGCAAUUUAUCCAGUGAAAGUUUCUUCUCUCAAAACGCUUCUGUUGCCGUCCCGUGGUCUGGAAUUAAGAGCAUAGCAGCAGCUUUUCCAUCACCAAGAUUAACCAGCACAACCGACGCUCUUCCAAGAAGCACGAUAAAUUCACCAAGGAAACCCUCAUUAUCCACAAGCCGGAGCUUUUUCUUGGAGUCAAUGCUGAAAAGCCCACCUACGUUUCCAGCAGAAACUCUUCCAGAUUCGACUCAAGUUAGUGUUUCUCCUUCAAUGCGGAAAUCAGAGUACAGGUUCUUAAGAAGUGCUUACAGGAGCACUUUUGUUGCACCACAUACAUGGGGUUUGGUGAUUGUCACUGCAGGUUUGGAUGGCCGGAUCAGAACAUAUCUCAAUUACGGGCUACCAGUCAGGCAAUGAAACUGUAGAAUUUGGGAAUUAUACAACAUACAGAAUAUAGUUUAGUACAUAAUAUUUAUAAUUACCUAUAUACGUAUACAACAUUUGGGUUUUUUCUUUCCGUAGUUUCUUGUAUAUGGUUGAUAUUGUCAUGACCAAUUUCAAGACUCCAAUACACCAUCAAAAUUGUUGGUAUGUUCUUGUUUCUUGUAACUAUUUCACGUGUACAUGUUUAUGUACUUUUGAGUGAUUAUUAAUUUAGUUGUAAUUGAAAGUCAAAAUUUUAGGAAA